AUAUCGAGUCUCCCUCUUCUUCCAGCAUCGUCUUCCGAGUUUCAUCUUCUUAUCAACGUCUGAGUCUUCCCUCAUACUCAAGAGAACGAACGACCCGAGCUCUUCUCGAAGGUUCUAUCUAUCCUAUCGUUUUUCAUCUACCCUUCUUUUCUACCGAAAUGAAGGCAACAGUACUUCUGGCCCUUUUCGGAGUGGCCCUGGCACAAAACUUCCCUUCUAGCACUUACGGUGCUCCAAACGGAGGUUUUUCGAAUGGAUUUGGUGGCUCUAACGGGGCUCCAAGCAAUGGUUAUGGAGCUCCUCCAAGCACAGCAUAUGGUGCACCUAAUGGCGGCUACGGGGUUGAUGCUGAAAUCGCUGCCCUCGGGGAGAACAUCCCUGGUGGUGGCAUUCCUGGAGAGGACUACCCAAUCUUAGCAUCCGUCCCUGAGACCGGAUUCUCCUGCGAUGCCCAAAGUGUCCCUGGAUACUACGCCGAUACAGCCCCUGAGGCUGGCUGCCAGGUCUUCCACAUCUGCCAGGACAGGCCCAAUGGACGCCGUCAGCAGGACUCCUUCCUCUGCCCCAACGGCACCAUCUUCAACCAACAGUACCUCGUCUGUGACUGGUGGUACAACUUUGAUUGCUCGACUGCUGAAGAUUUCUACUCUGUCAAUGAACUUAUUGGAGCAGAACCCAACGCUGGAUAUGGGUAUAGCAAUGGCAAUGGAAAUGGCAAUGGAAAUGGUAACAGCGGAAAUGGAUACAGCAACGGUAAUGGUAAUGGAAAGAACGGAUAUAGCAAUGGUAACGGAAAUGGCAAUGGAAGGAAUGGAUACAGCAAUGGUAAUGGAAAUGGUAAUGGCAGAAAUGGAUACAGCAAUGGCAAUGGCAAUGGCAAUGGCAACGCCAAUGGAAGGAAUGGAUACACCAAUGGCAAUGGUAAUGGCAAUGGAAGGAAUGGCUACAGCAAUGGUAAUGGAAACGGUAAUGGCAGAAAUGGAUACAGCAAUGGUAAUGCUAACACCAAUGGUAAUGGAAGGAAUGGAUAUAGCAAUGGCAAUGGAAAUGGAAAUGGAAGGAAUGGCAAUGGCAAUGGAAAUGGAAGGAAUGGCUACAGCAAUGGCAAUGGAAAUGGCAAUGGAGGGAAUGGAUACACCAAUGGCAAUGGAAAUGGCAAUGGAAGGAAUGGGUACAGCAAUGGCAAUGGAAAUGGCAAUGGCAGAAAUGGUAAUGGAAAUGGCAAUGGCUACACCAAUGGAAACGGUAAUGGCAAUGGUAAUGGUUAUCGCAAUGGAAACGGCAAUGGAAAUGGCAAUGGCAGAAAUGGUAAUGGAAAUGGCAAUGGCUACACCAAUGGAAAUGGUAAUGGCAAUGGCAAUGGUUAUCGCAACGGAAACGGCAAUGGAAAUGGAAAUGGUAAUGGAAAUGGCAAUGGCAAUGGUUACAGCAACGGAAACGGCAACGGAAAUGGCAAUGGUUACACCAACGGAAACGGCAACGGAAAUGGUAAUGGCUACAGCAAUGGCAAUGGAAAUGGCAAUGGCAAUGGAUACAGCAACGGAAACGGCAACGGAAAUGGCAAUGGUUACACCAACGGAAACGGCAACGGAAAUGGUAAUGGCUAUAGCAACGGCAAUGGAAAUGGCAAUGGCAAUGGAUACAGCAACGGAAACGGCAAUGGCAAUGGCGCAACCUCCCUCUCCCAGACCUACGGCGCCCCAGCUGCUCCUUCAGAAUCCUACGGUGCCCCACCCGUCGUUUCAGACUCCUAUGGUGCCCCUUUUUGAAAAGGCUGCCCUCUUCUACCUACUUCCUUCCCCACUGAAUGUUGCCUUUUCUAGACUCAGAUGUUUGACGCAAUCACCUUUUUAGAUGCUGCAACAUUUUCUCAGCUGAAUACUUUCUAGAUCAUUCCUCGCUUCUGCAAAUCCUUUCUGCUAUCAAGCUGCCUCAGGAAGCACUAUAAUCCUUCCACCUAAAAGUUCCUCUUCAUUAACUUAUUGUUAUUAUUUAUGUAUUGUCUCUCUCAUCUUUUCUUUACUGUUUGUCUUUCAUAGAACUAGACGACUUUGUAUGUUGCUGGAAGACGAAAACGACUAUAAUUAAGUAGAACUUUAACGAUUUUUCCUUGUGGAUCAUUACGAAUAAAGAUA
Macrobrachium nipponense is the source of this 2135-nucleotide messenger RNA. Its product is annotated as protein qua-1-like. Gene Ontology annotation, molecular function: chitin binding. The record is from RefSeq and is a predicted model, not a curated record. The coding region runs from base 159 to 1769 and encodes 536 amino acids. Gene Ontology annotation, cellular component: extracellular region. Lineage: Eukaryota; Metazoa; Arthropoda; Malacostraca; Decapoda; Palaemonidae. The transcript is spliced from 2 exons.